This is a messenger RNA of Coregonus sp. 'balchen', 11918 nucleotides long. The record is from the annotation of a GenBank genome assembly. Lineage: Eukaryota; Metazoa; Chordata; Actinopteri; Salmoniformes; Salmonidae.
AUGCUUCCUGCCUUCCUGCCUGCCUGCCUGCCUGCCUGCUGCCUGCCUGCCUGCCUGCCUGCCUGCCUGCCUGCGCUGCCUGCGCUGCCUGCACUGCCUGUGCUCCGUGCAGAGUGACAUUGAGCCUCACCCUUUCAGGGAUCUCUCGUGUUUCACUCCAGUGCACAUUUCACUGGCCUCUUCACUCCUCCGUCAGACAAUGAGCUUUUUACUGCAUAUAUUAUCCCUGUUGUUGUUAUGAUUGUUGAUCUGUUUUUUUUUUUGUAUCGAAGAAAAGGAAAUGAAUUAUUAAUAGUGGCAGUCAGAUAUUUAUAAGAUGUUUUGUAUUUGGGAUAUUUAACCUAUCGUCCAUCAUUUCUGUCAAUGGUAAGGAUGAAAUGGAAUGAUGAAGUUUUUCAUUCAGUUGUCAAAUAUAAAAUACGUUAUUGGAGUGUUUUCUCUGGCGAGCAUAAUUGUGUUGCUUAGAAUAUGGUUACAAAAUAUUGAUGUGAUAUUAUAAUAGGAAUUUUCAGGUGAAGAAAAAGGACGGCAGUCAUAGGUAAAGUCAUAGGAAUAUGAACUUUAGCCAUCUUAAAUUCCCCUAUUAGGAUUUGUAAUUUGCACAGUGACAUAGCACAAUUUGUGUUUGCUGCUACUCUUCAAUUUGGCUUUUAUUUAUCAGAUGAAUGAAAUUGAUAGCAACAAAAUGUUGAAAAAAUAAACACUAACUACACAUCUAAUGUAAUAUCAUCAAUAAAGUAAAUAUCAUUCCAUCAAAUCGCCGUUAACAUGUUUUAAUUUAGUCUACUCCAGCAAUAAUAAAACCGUUUUCACCAACAUCUUCUUAGCACUGAGUGUUGAGGACACAGAUACUGACAAUCAUCAAUAAGAUACUAAACAUUGAUGAAGAUAUCCAACUGUGCUGUCAUGAUUAUGAGGUUCUAUCCUUUAUAUCCCAGUCAACAAUCCCUUGAGUGGUGUUACACAGCCCUGACUCUUAAAUAGUGAUGACUGUGCCCCCUACUGGUUAUAGAAUAAUACUGCACUAUCAUUUAGGACUGAUGUCGGACUCGGUAUCUAACAUACAGUUUAGACAGAAUGAUUAACACAGACAAUAUGUUUAUGAAUAAUUCCACUAUAAUGACUCCAAGUAUACAGUUAGUGACAUGUCAAAUGACUUUAUGCGUGAAACCAGGAUGGAUUGCAUAAUUUCCUCAUCUGACCAUCUACAUAAUCUGACCAUUUUAGAGGCCAGUAUUAAAUCAAAGCAAAGGCCAGUGAAAAAUGCAUAGGGGCAAUUGUAUCAAUUGUCAGCGGAUUGAAUUUGGAGAAUUUGACACAAAGCAUUUGUCACAAAACUAUAUUUUUCACUCAGAGAGUCUCUGAGACAGGGGCAAAAUGAAAAAAAAGACAGGAGGAAACGGCUUGUCCCGAUCUAUCAAACCGUAUUGUAUGGUUGUUAUAUAAUGAUUAUUGGUUGUAGGGGCACUAAGCAGAUAACCAUAAUUCUAUAUAUCAAGGUUGUGCUUGGGUUGGUGGUUACUGUCAGCUCUGGUUUGUAAUGUCAUCUAUACACAUGAAACAAGUGAACGUGAUUUAGAAACAUACUUUCUCUUUGCCAGACCACUUGUCCACUAUGCUCAGAUCAACCACAGAAAAUAUAAAAAUGUGAAAAGACAAAAUAUGGAAAAUUCAAUUCAUUAAACAUACCAAACAUCCACAUAUUUGAUAUGUGUAAAAUAAUAUAAUUGUUGAAACUUAUGAUGCUGGCAUUGAUUUGUGCAGAACCUCAGACGCAUUUAAAUAAGAAAAUACCUGAAAAAAAAUACUUAUAUUAUUUGUGUUGAAUGAAAAUAAAUUAGAAAAGUGUUUAUACAAACAGUAACCUUGUUCAGUAGCCUUGUUCAGUAAUGUUGUUCAGAAGCCUUGUUCAAUAGCCUUGUUCAGUAACCUUGUUCAGUAGACUUGUUCAGUAGCCUUGUUCAGUAGCCUUGUUCAAUAGCCUUGUUCAGUAGCCUUGUUCAGUAACCUUGUUCAGUAACCUUAUUCAGUAUCCUUGUUCAUAACCUUGUUCAGUAACCUUGUUCAGUAGCCUUGUUCAGUAACCUUGUUCAGUAGCCUUGUUCAGUAGCCUUUUUCAGUAACCUUGUUCAAUAGCCUUGUUCAGUAGCCUUGUUCAGUAACCUUGUUCAGUAACCUUGUUCAGUAGCCUUGUUCAGUAUCUUGUUCAGUAGCCUUUUUCAGGAACCUUGUUCAAUAGCCUUGUUCAGUAGCCUUGUUCAGUAACCUUGUUCAGUAACCUUGUUCUGUAACCUUAUUCAGUAUCUUGUUCAAUGGCCUUGUUUAGUAACCUUAUUCAGUAUCCUUGUUCAAUGGCCUUGUUCAGUAACCUUGUUCAGUAGCCUUGUUCAGUAACCUUGUUCAAUAGCCUUGUUCAGUAGCCUUGUUCAGUAGCCUUGUUCAGUAACCUUGUUCAGUAGUUGUUCAUAGCCUUGUUCAGUAAACCUUGUUCAGACGUAUAGCCUUGUUCAGUACCUUGUUCAGUAGCCUUGUUCAGUAGCCUUGUUCAGUAACCUUAUCAAUAUCCUUGUUCAGUGCCUUGUUCAGUAACCUUGUCAGUAACUAUUCAGUAUCCUUGUUCAUACCUUGUUCAGUAACCUUGUUCAGUAGCCUUGUUCAGUAACCUUGUUCAGUAGCCUUGUUCAGUAGCCUUGUUCAGUAACCUUGUUCAGUAUCCUUGUUCAGUAGCCUUGUUCAGUAGACUUGUUCAGUAGCCUUUUUCAGUAACCUUGUUCAAUAGCCUUGUUCAGUAGCCUUGUUCAGUAACCUUGUUCAGUAACCUGUUUGAACCUUAUCAGUACUUGUUCAAUGGCCUUGUUUAGUAACCUUAUUUAGUAUCCUUGUUCAAUGACCUUGUUCAGUAAUGUUGUUCAAUAGCCUUGUUCAGUAGCCUUGUUCAGUAACCUUGUUCAGUAGCCUUGUUCAGUAACCUUGUUCAGUAACGUUGUUCAGUAACCUUGUUCAGUAGCCUUGUUCAGUAACCUUGUUCAGUAACGUUGUUCAGUAGCCUUGUUCAGUAGCCUUGUUCAGUAACCUUGUUCAGUAAUGUUGUUCAGUAGCCUUGUUCAGUAGCCUUGUUCAGUAACCUUGUUCAGUAGCCUUGUUCAGUAACCUUGUUCAGUAUCCUUGUUCAGUAUCCUUGUUCAGUAACCUUGUUCAGUAAUGUUGUUCAGUAGCCUUGUUCAAUGGCCUUGUUCAGUAACCUUGUUCAGUAGCCUUGUUCAGUAACCUUGUUCAAUAGCCUUGUUCAGUAGCCUUGUUCAGUAGCCUUGUUCAGUAACCUUGUUCAGUAAUUGUUCAUAGCCUGUAGUAGCUUGUCGUAACCUUGUUCAGUAGCCUUGUUCAGUAACCUUGUUCAGUAGCCUUGUUCAGUAGCCUUGUUCAGUAACCUUGUUCAAUAGCCUUGUUCAGUAGCCUUGUUCAGUAGCCUUGUUCAGUAACCUUGUUCAGUAACCUUGUUCAGUAGCCUUGUUCAGUAACCUUGUUCAGUAGCCUUGUUCAUUUGCAACAUUUACAUUUAUCUCACUAUAGCCAACUGGUAUAUAUAAAACAUAUACAAAAAAUCAUGCCAUUAGUACUCGCCUGUUUAAAAGAUCUAUUUGAAUGACCUUGAAUAAUAAUACUGAUGCAAUUACUGAAAAAAUGCUACUGUGCAUAUCUGUAAUUACAUUUUUUGCUUACAACAUACAGUGGGGAAAAAAAGUAUUUAGUCAGCCACCAAUUGUGCAUGUUCUCCCACUUAAAAAGAUGAGAGAGGCCUGUAAUUUUCAUCAUAGGUACACGUCAACUAGGACAGACAAAUUGAGGGAAAAAAAUCCAGAAAAUCACAUUGUAGGAUUUUUAAUGAAUUUAUUUGCAAAUUAUGGUGGAAAAUAAGUAUUUGGUCACCUACAAACAAGCAAGAUUUCUGGCUCUCACAGACCUGUAACUUCUUCUUUAAGAGGCUCCUCUGUCCUCCACUCGUUACCUGUGUUAAUGGCACCUGUUUGAACUUGUUAUCAGUAUAAAAGACACCUGUCCACAACCUCAAACAGUCACACUCCAAACUCCACUAUGGUCAAGACCAAAGAGCUGUCAAAGGACACCAGAAACAAAAUUGUAGACCUGCACCAGGCUGGGAAGACUGAAUCUGCAAUAGGUAAGCAGCUUGGUUUGAAGAAAUCAACUGUGGGAGCAUUUAUUAGGAAAUGGAAGACAUACAAGACCACUGAUAAUCUCCCUCGAUCUGGGGCUCCACGCAAGAUCUCACCCCGUGGGGUCAAAAUGAUCACAAGAACGGUGAGCAAAAGUCCCAGAACCACACGGGGGGACAUAGUGAAUGACCUGCAGAGAGCUGGGACCAAAGUAACAAAGCCUACCAUUAGUAACACACUACGCCGCCAGGGACUCAAAUCCUGCAGUGCCAGACGUGUCCCCCUGCUUAAGCCAGUGCAUGUCCAGGCCCGUCUGAAGUUUGCUAGAGUGCAUUUGGAUGAUCCAGAAGAGGAUUGGGAGAAUGUCAUAUGGUCAGAUGAAACCAAAAUAUAACUUUUUGGUAAAAACUCAACUCGUCGUGUUUGGAGGACAAAGAAUGCUGAGUUGCAUCGAAAGAACACCAUACCUACUGUGAAGCAUGGGGGUGGAAACAUCAUGCUUUGGGGCUGUUUUUCUGCAAAGGGACCAGGACGACUGAUCCGUGUAAAGGAAAGAAUGAAUGGGGCCAUGUAUCGUGAGAUUUUGAGUGAAAACCUCCUUUCAUCAGCAAGGGCAUUGAAGAUGAAACGUGGCUGGGUCUUUCAGCAUGACAAUGAUCCCAAACACACCGCCCGGGCAACGAAGGAGUGGCUUCGUAAGAAGCAUUUCAAGGUCCUGGAGUGGCCUAGCCAGUCUCCAGAUCUCAACCCCAUAGAAAAUCUUUGGAGGGAGUUGAAAGUCUGUGUUGCCCAGCGACAGCCCCAAAACAUCACUGCUCUAGAGGAGAUCUGCAUGGAGGAAUGGGCCAAAAUACCAGCAACAGUGUGUGAAAACCUUGUGAAGAUUUACAGAAAACGUUUGACCUGUGUCAUUGGCAACAAAGGGUAUAUAACAAAGUAUUGAGAAACUUUUGUUAAUGACCAAAUACUUAUUUUCCACCAUAAUUUGCAACUAAAUUCAUAAAAAAUCCUACAAUGUGAUUUUCUGGAUUUUUUUUCUCAAUUUGUCUGUCAUAGUUGACGUGUACCUAUGAUGAAAAUUACAGGCCUCUCUCAUCUUUUUAAGUGGGAGAACUUGCACAAUUGGUGGCAGACUAAAUACUUUUUUCCCCCACUGUACAUACACACAUGCUCUCUCUCUCUCUCUGUCUCUUGCUCUCUCUCUUUUACAGUUUUAUAGCUGGCAUCAAUCUGACACAACUCAAAUAAAUGGUCAUCUUGAAUACAAGCACAUCUCUCUUGCUCUGUCUUUGUUUGCCCUGGCUAUUUGCCACAUCAUAAAAACCAAAACCAGUAUCAUAUCCCUAACAUUUAACCAGGUUACCACACAUAUCCUCAUACAAAAAGCACCACUACAAGACUCUGACAAUAUCAAUUACGUGGAACCCACUGAUUUCCUAUUCUUCCAGAGGAGAUCAGAGGAGAUCAGCUGAAUACAUGUUCCAGGUCAAAGGUCAAACAUCGUCUCCCUCGCAUUUUGUUUCCCAACACAACAGCCCCCUCAGGCGCUGCUAACGUUCUCUUUCCUGCAUUUCUAUCGGACUGUGGGGGGAGGGGGAGGCUGGGCUGUCAGUCCCCAAGUGGAGCUGUAGAGUACUGUUCAGCUCCUCUCCCCCACCAGCUAGUCAGUCAGUGUGUCCAGGAGAACAACGCUUUGGGUUAUUCAUCGAUUGCCUAUUUCAAUCCUAGCGAAAGCUACUCCGUGAACACACACACACCAGCACACACGUACGAACGAGUGGACACACACACACACGCACACUCCAACCGCAAGCACCCCUAUAGGCUUACUUAUGAUGAUCAUAUCAUCCUACUACUACAGUAUGUAUACCAGCCGUGAGGCUCCUUGUAAAACCUCCUAAAUCUAUACAUUUAAUGGUUGAAUAAAUAGAUCAAAACAAAUGAACAGAUGACUGAAUAAAUGAAUGGGAUAUACUGAUUACUGGUUGUUGUGUGGGCUGCUCAAUUGAUUUGACAGCAUGCAACAGUUUGUGUGUGCGUGUGUGUGUGUGUGUGUGUGUGUGUGUGUGUGUGUGUGUGUGUGUGUGUGUGUGUGCGUGUGUGUAUUAUGUGACUGUGUUACUUGUGAAUGUGUAAUCUGUUCAUCUGGGUGCAUUCUAGUGUGUCUACAGCAUGCAUUCAUGCAUUGUGUGUGAUCCGUCACAGUAUCAGUAUUAUGUAAGUAGAUCAACACAAACGUCGACACACUGUACCUUACAGAGAUAAAUCAAGACCUUCAACCAAAUAACAGGUUCUGUUCCCCCACAACCUUGCAGUGUCUCAGAUUAAAAAGGCAGUCAGCUCACCUUGUAUUCUUAAUCAGGAACCUUGACGUUAUUUUGUACACAUUACGUCAGAAACAUUUGAAACACUUCUCUUGCAGUGGCUCACUACUUUUGGCCUGGAGUAAGCCUCACAGACUACAUUAUUUCUGAAGAGUUGUCAUUUCAGAAUGAGGGGUGUUGUAGCUCUGCUGGGGUUGCUGUUCUGUCUGUCUGGGGCAUGGACUCAGGAGGAGAGCGGAGAGGACAGAGAGAGUUUGGUGGAGAGCCACGGGACUGAAGCUACAGAGACUAUUAGCAAACAGACGACCGGCCAGAUCAACACAACCCCUGAUAUCUGGGGUGAGGUAGAGGAGCUUAGAGACAUGGUGGAUAACCUGGGAACCAUGGUGGUGGAGCAGAGAGAGAAGCUGAGGAACAUGGAGAAAAAACUGGAAAGAAGGUGGAGAGGAAAGUGGCGGAGAGGAGCUGAGGCCAGACUGGAGAGUGAGAAUGCAGGUAUUUAUGGAAUUUGGUUAAUUAUGAAGUUGUUUCAGCGGAGGAUCAACAUGUUUUUGAGAAUUGUUUUGUUUCCAUAAAUCCAGCUAUGGGGGCCAGACUGAGUGCCAUUGAGAUGGAGGUGGAAGAGCUGAAGAGAAUGAAUGCAGGUAAUGUAAUUUGUCCACCAACAUCAGCUGUUUCUCAGAAAAGGUCAUAAAUAAAACUGUAUUUGUAAAAUUGUCUAUGAAAUUGUUUAUAGACAGUUUAUUUAUACUUAUUUCUCAUAUGCACGGGGGGCCAGUAUGAAAAUGUAUGCACUCACUAACUGUAAGUCGCUCUGGAUAAGAGCGUCUGCUAAAUGACUAAAAUGAAAAUGUAAAUAUGAACUCACUUCUCAUGACUGUUUCCAAUGCUAUUUUAGGGCUGGAGGCCAGAGUGACAGACAGUGAGAAUGGGAACGCAGGUAAAGGGUUUUUAUAUGUGACCGGAUUCCAGAUCGUAGGCGUUUGUUGCUAUUUCCUACUUCACUGAACUUUCAUAUGCCUUCAUUACAAACUUGUAUGGGAUCUGUUAAAUGACGAGCCUAGUUUAGCCAAGGAGAAAGCACUGAGCUAUGUGAGAAAGACGAUCUUUAAAAUUGGACAUAAGCUCACCUUCCAGAAUUCAGGCAUAGUUAUGAAACCAUGAAUCUUAAAACAGGGAGUUUAGGCUUAAGUUUACUAAUGUGUCUUUUUGUAAUGAUAGCCUUAGAGGCCAGACUGAAUGCCAGUGAGGGGAUGGUGGAGGAGCUGAGGAGAGAGAAUGCAGGUAACUAUAUGGUGCAUAGAGGCCUACAAUUGCACAUGCUUGUAAUCUAAGGGAAUGGCUGUUGGGCUGUUGGCGAAUCAAAACGGUUUUUAUUUUUUGCUUCGUGGCCGAAUCUGUUUGUAAUAUGAUGAAUGUCGCAGAUUGCAUCUUUGUUUUUCAGUUAAACCUUUUGUUAGGUGAUUUUUGUCUUCAUCAGGAUCAUAUGAUCCAUUUUACCAUGUUUGUUUUUGUCUUUAAUCAAUGAUUUGAAUUCCCUCCUCUGUGUUCAUAGACAGACCAAAGGUGGCCUUCUCUGCUGGUUUGACUAAUGAUGGAUAUUUAGGACCCUUCAAUAGUAUCACCACACUAGUCUACAGAAAGGUCAUCACCAACAUCGGCAAGGCCUACAACCCAAAUACAGGUACUGAACACACUAAGGCCCCUUUUUCACCUUGUAUUCAAAUGUGACCUGGGAUCAGAUCUCUAUUCACAUUAGACAUCUGCUAUCAGACAGGUGUAGACAUGCAUUGUGAUUAUAUCAUCUUUAUCCCAUAUAAAAAUAUGUAGACAACCAGCUAUUCCAGCAUUGCUAACAGUGUCUGUGACAGUCCAUUGACUUAUCUUACUCUCCUCUGAUACAGGUGUCUUCACAGCACCAGUGAGAGGACUCUACUACAUCAGAUUCACUGCCAUGGGUCUCAAGGGGCCACAGUCCAUAGGUGCCUAUAUUUACCAUAACGACAAGAGUGUUAUGUUCAAUCACCAGAACAAUGACAAUGGACAUAAUAGGUUCUUGUCUAAUGCGUUGACUCUAGAGCUGGAGGCCGGGGAUGUGGUCUACAUGCGUCUCCCGGUAAAUCAGGGGCUCUAUGAUGAAAAGUCAAGUAACUACAACACCUUCAGUGGCUUCCUGCUCUUCCCUGUGUGAAGGGAGCACUCUGAUGUGAGUUUGAGAUCAAUAAAUAAGCCAGAUCAUUUGUACUAUUGAUGUAAAGCGACUCCUUCACUCAAUCCAUGCUUUUCCUUGUAUUUUUGACAGUGAGAAUUGCAGAGGCAAAAACAAAGGACAUUUAAACCUCACUAGAAAAUACGAUAAUAAUAAUGAUAAAAAUGAAUUAUGUAUUUAAUUUGACCAUUUUAAAAGGUUGUUCCAUUCAUAUGUUGACAGACCCCUCUUUGACCAGUAACCAAAUCAAAGUGUGAACUAGUAAAACCACAAUGGUACUUGACUUAGUAGUGGUAUUCCAGGUACUCUCAGGUUUACAUUACACAGGCUGUGUGGCUCUCCCCCUAGCUCCCCACAGCCUCCACAUCAACACAAAACAGGCUCUUCAUCUUUGUCACCCUUGGUGAACAUAACUCAGAGAAAAUAGAUAUUCAGUUUAUAUAUGUUACCCCUUGGCAGCAUUAUCAGAAAGCACAGAAUUGAUUUUCACUGCUACGCAGACGAUACACAACUUUCCAUGUCUGCGUCACCAGAGGAUUUCAGCUUCACAGAUACAUUAUUAGACUGUAUUAGUGAUUUAAAUACUUGGAUGGCUCACAACUUCCUCCAGCUAAAUCAAGACAAGACCGAGGUACUUAUUAUUGGAGCCAAAGCACAGAGAGAGAAUUUGGCCACACAUUUUAAUUUACGGGGAAUAAAGAUACAAUAUCAGGUAAAAAACUUAAUUUCGAAUCACACAUUAGGAAUGUGACCAAAAUAGCUUUUUACCACCUGAGGAAUAUUGCAAAGGUGCGGCCGUUUCUCAGGCUGAUACAGAGAGACUCAUCCAUGCCUUUAUUACAAACAAGCUUGACUACUGUAAUCCUCUCCUGUCUGGCCUACCCAAGAAAGCCAUUGGUCAACUGCAAAACAUACAGAAUGCUGCAGCAUGGGUACUGACCAAGACCAGACGUAGAGCACACAUUACACCGGUUUUAAAGUCUCUGCACCGGCUGCCUGUGCGUUUUAGAAUUAAUUUAAAGAUUAUUCUAUUGGUUUUUAAGUCAAUCCACUAUUGUGCAGCCCAAUACGUGUCAGGUAUGCUUUAAGUUAUGUACCCAGUAGGUCCCUCAGGUCCUCUGGCACUGGCCUUUUAACUAUCCCAAAGCCUAGGACCAAGAGGCAUGGAGAGGCAGCCUUUAGUUACCAUGACCCCAGCCUCUGGAAUAGCCUGCCAGAGAACCUGAGGGGGGCCGAAACUGUGGAUAUAUUUUAAAGAGAUCUUAAAACACAUCUUUUUAGCUUUGCUUUUCCGCAGGGUGCUUUUUAAUUGUUCCUUUUUAAUUGUUAUUAUUUUGUUUUUUAUCCUCUUAUGUUUGUUGUGUAGUAAAUAUUUCAGUUUCUAUUUAUUCAUUGUUUUUAAUGUAUGUUUUUUUUCCUGUGAAGCGCAUUGUGUUGCAUUCAUGUCUGAAAUGUGCUGUAUAAAUAAAGCUUGAUUUAAUUUGAUCUAAAAGGCACUGCUUAAUCAAAGGCUUUAUUAAUUCAAUCUCUAAUGUGACUGACACAAUAUGAUCCUACAUUUACAGUAUGUUAUCAUCUAAAAAGGAGUUUUCCCUCAUGCUUUGAACAUCUGCAUAAUCAUCUGACAAGAUACACUAUAUAUACAAACGUAUGUGGACACCCCUUUAAAUGAGUGGAUUCAGCUAUUUCAGCCACACCUGUUGCUGACAGGUGCAUAAAACCGAGCACACAGCCAUGCAAUCUCCAUAGACAAACAUUGGCAGGAGAAUGGCCUUACUGAAGAGCUCAGUGACUUUCAACGUGGCACCGUCAUAGGAUGCCACCUUUCCAGCAAGUCAGUUCAUCAAAUUUCUGCCCUGCUAGAGCUGCCCUGGUCAACUGUAAGUGCUAUUAUUGUGAAGUGGAAACGUCUAGGAGCAACAACGGCUCAGCCGCUAAAUGGUAGGCCACACAAGCUCACAGAACGGGACCGCCGAGUGCUGAAGAGCUAGCGUGUAUAAAUCGUCUGUCCUUGGUUGCAACACUCACUACCGAGUUCCAAACUGCCUCUAGAAGCAACGUCAACUCAAUUACUGUUCGUCGGGAGCUUCAUGAAAUAGGUUUCCAUGGCCGAGCAGCUGUACACAAGCCUAAGAUCACCAUGCGCAAUGCCACGUCGGCUGGAGUAGUGUAAAGCAUGUCGCCAUUGGACUCUGGAGCAGUGGAAACACAUUCUCUGGAGUGAUGAAUCACGCUUCACCAUCUGGCAGUCCGACAGACAAAUCUGGGUUUGGCAGAUGCCAGGAGAAUGCUACCUGCCCGAAUGCAUAGUGCCAACUGUAAGGUUUGGUGAAGGAGGAAUAAUGGUCUGGGGCUGUUUUUCAUGGUUCGGGCUAGGUCCCUUAGUUCCAGUGAAGGGAAAUCUUAACGCUACAGCAUACAAUGACAUUCUAAACAAUUCUGUGCUUCCAACUUUCUGGCAACAGUUUGGGGAAGGCCCUUUCCUAUUUCAGCAUGACAAUGUCCCUGUGCACAAACAAGUUCUAUACAGAAAUGGUUUGUCGAGAUCGGUGUGGAAGAACUUGACUGGCCUGCACAGAGCCCUGACCUCAACCCCAUCGGGAUGAAUUGGAACGCCGACUGCGAACCAGGCCUAAUCGCCCAACAUAAGCGCCUGACCUCACUAAUGCUCGUGGCUGAAUGGAAGCAAGUCCCCGCAGCAAUGUUCCAACAUCUAGUGGAAAGCCUUCCCAGAAGAGUGGAGGCUGUUAUAGCAGCAAAGGGGGGACCAACUCCAUAUUAAUGCCCAUGAUUUUGAAAUGAGAUGUUCGACGAGCAGGUGUCCACAUACAUUUGGUCAUGUAGUGUAUAACAUCAUAGCCCACGUUGAAAUGCAACCUUUCAUCACAAGAAGGAGAAUGCCAGAGUUGUCACUUGUACUGGAUAUCUUUAGGUAGCUUCAGUGUCUGUGUGUGUGUCUCCUUCUCUCUCCUUUACCUUUGAGACGUGUUCUCCCUUAGGGGCGAUAAUGGCAUUCUCCAUGACAACGGCCGCGUGACAUCGCCGCUGCCCUUGAGGGCCAGGACGCAUCCUCCGGGGGGAUCGCCGUGGAAACACGAUAGGGUCAGAGGUCACCUCCCAGCACCCCCCCCACCCCCCCCAUCCUCUCCUAAGGUGGAGAGAAGGAUGAAGCUAGAGGAGAGGAGUGUAUCCCAGCACUCGGCCCUGGUCUGG